GAAACACCUACUGAUACAGAAGAGAUACAGAAGAGUUUGUAGCUGCAGCUGAUGCCACAUUUCACGUGUCUUUAGCCUCCCUUGGUUCAUCAGUUGCUGAACCCGAUGAUGAAGAUGAACAGGAGGAUGAAUCUACAGUAAAGCAGAGUGCAUCUAUGAAUAUCUUCACUCAGUCAGCCCCAAGGAUUGUAGAGGAGGCGAUGGCAGAGACUGGUGAUAUUGAUGCUCCUCCUGCCAGCAGACCAAAACCAUCCAACCUGAUCAGGAUUGUAAACAGAGCAAGACUCAACAUGAGACCCAAGGAUCCAAGAGAUUUGAAUUUUGAGCUUGAUCGAGACUUUUUGGAAAGUCAGAUGCCAGCCUUCCAAACCUUGGAUGUCUAUGCAUCUGGAUAUCGCCACCUCCUGAUGUAUACCCAACAUCAAUUGGACCUCUUAUCACAAGCCAGGACAUGGUACAUGGAUGCAACGUUCCAUGUGGUCAAUAAUCCUUGGACUCAACUGUUUACCAUUCACAGCUUCAUCAGGAGUGGGCAACACAUGAAGCAAGUGCCUUUGGUAUUUUGCUUCAUGUCAAGAAAAAGGAAGGAGGAUUAUUAUGAAAUUCUCCGGGCCAUUGACCGACUCCUUCCUCGACAGAUUUCCCUGCAGGGGUUUGUUGUGGAUUUUGAAUCAGCCAUGUGGCGGGCCAUCCAGGAUCGAUUUCCAUGGGCUGUGAUACAAGGAUGUGUCUUCCAUUGGACACAGGCCUUGUAUCGCAAAGUCCAAGAGUUAGGACUACAGAGAGCUUACAACGAAAAAGGAGAUGUACAUCGUUUUGUGAGGCAGGUCAUGGCCCUACCAUUCCUGCCUCCAGAACACAUUGAGCCAGUCUUUCAUCAGCUGGAUCAACGAGUUAGAACUGACACCAUGGAUGAAUUCAUGGGAUAUGUUUGGAGGCAGUGGUUUAAUAAUUCAAUAUUUCAUGUGAAGAACUGGAGUGUAUUUAUGGCCUCUGUGAGAACAAACAACGAUCUAGAAGGUUGGCACAACCGAAUCAACUCCAGAAUGAACUCCAGAGGACGAGUCCCAUUUUACCUCCUAUUACAAGAACUGUGCAAGGAGGCCACUGCCAUCCCCAUGCAGGCCAGGCUGCUGACAGAAGGAAAGAUGGAGAGACUACACAGGAAACAUUCCUCCAGACUCAAUGGCAAACUCUUCAAACUUUGGGAGGAAUACAAUUGCAGACAGAUCAGCACCACCCAGCUGCUGAGAAAGUGCUCAUACUUAUAUGGACCUGUUGACAUUUGAUGUGUUGUGUUAAGUAUUAAUUCAGCGGUGUU
Messenger RNA from Ostrea edulis (European flat oyster), 1321 nucleotides. RefSeq lists its product as uncharacterized. NCBI's taxonomy places the organism in Eukaryota, Metazoa, Mollusca, Bivalvia, Ostreida, Ostreidae. The record is from RefSeq and is a predicted model, not a curated record. The transcript has 6 exons. The coding region runs from base 156 to 1289 and encodes 377 amino acids.